Neltuma alba is the source of this 1374-nucleotide messenger RNA. Its product is annotated as protein trichome birefringence-like 14. The record is from RefSeq and is a predicted model, not a curated record. Gene Ontology annotation, biological process: plant-type secondary cell wall biogenesis; xylan biosynthetic process; xyloglucan metabolic process. Lineage: Eukaryota; Viridiplantae; Streptophyta; Magnoliopsida; Fabales; Fabaceae. Bases 1 to 1374 code for a protein of 457 amino acids. The transcript has 4 exons. Gene Ontology annotation, molecular function: acetyltransferase activity. Gene Ontology annotation, cellular component: Golgi apparatus.
AUGACAGGAGCAAAUAUUUAUGGCUUGAAAGGGAGGUUUAUCUCUCUAGCUCUGGUUGCUCUUGUCCUUAUCAUCACGUUUCAGUGGGCAUGGAAGAAAAAUCCAUUCGCCAGAGCAUAUCUGUCAGCCCAACAGUGGUAUAAUAUGCCUUCUGCAGGCUUGCCAGCUGAGGCCCCAGAUAAUGCACUGGGAGCUGCAGACCGUAUAAAAGGUCAAGCAAAGUCUUCAAGUUCCGUCAAAGUCGUUCAAACCAAAGGGAAACUUAAUAAUGACAGUGCAGUGCCUAUACAUUUUGUACAAGCGGAAUCUCCUCAAAUGCAAUACAAUCAAAAUGUUUCCAGAAAAGAGGUCUGUAACUACGCCAAGGGUAGAUGGAUUGCAGACAGCAGGAGACCAUUGUAUUCUGGCUUUGGAUGUAAACAGUGGUUAUCAACAAUGUGGGCAUGUAGAGUAACUCAGAGACCAGAUUUCUCAUACGAGCGGUUCCGAUGGCAACCACAAAAUUGUGAUAUGCCAGAGUUUGACCGAUUUGCAUUCUUGAGAAAAAUGCAGGACAAAACAAUUGCAUUCAUAGGAGAUUCACUGGGACGGCAACAAUUUCAAUCUUUGAUGUGUAUGGUCUCAGGUGGCAAACCGAGCCCUGAAGUUAAAAAUAUAGGAUAUGAGUAUGGUCUUGUUAAGCGCCGGGGGGCCACACGCCCUGAUGGCUGGGCUUACAGAUUUCCCAAGACCAACACCACAAUUCUAUAUUAUUGGUCAUCCACCCUUUGUGAUCUGCAGCCCUUAAAUACAAGUGACCCUCGCACCAAUGUUGCCAUGCACUUAGAUCGCCCUCCAGAUUUCAUGACACGUUUCCUCCAUCGCUUUGAUGUUUUGAUCCUUAAUACAGGCCAUCACUGGAACACUGGGAAGCUUAAUGCCAACAGGUGGGUAAUUUAUGUCGACGGAAAGCCAAAUGAAGAUGAAAAGCUAUCUCAAAUGGAAAAUGCCAAGAACUUCACAGUCUUUAGUAUUGUGAAAUGGCUUAAUUCACAAAUGCCGUCACAUCCCAGGCUCAAAGCUUUCUUCAGGACUAUAUCACCAAGGCAUUUCUUCAAUGGAGAUUGGAACACUGGAGGCAGCUGUGACAAUAAUAUCCCAUUAUCUAGCGGAAGUGAGGUUGUAAAAGAAGGAUCAAUGGAUCUAACCAUCGAUAGUGCUCUAAAGGGUAUGAAGAUUAAAAUACUGGAUAUAACUGCUAUUUCACAAUUGAGGGAUGAGGCUCAUAUCUCCCGUUACAGUACAAGAGGAAUCCUUAAUGCCAGCGAUUGCUUGCACUGGUGCCUGCCCGGAAUCCCGGACACAUGGAAUGAGCUCCUUGUUGCUCAGAUAUAG